AUGAAAGCAAUCAGAUGUAAAUCAAGCAGCCAAGUUAGCAGUCAAGUCAUGGUUCGCUUAGGACUUCUGAUCAUUUACCUGGUUGUGGUGGCCGCCCAGAAAAAAAGCGAUAUUGCCUAUCAAAUAUUUCGUGGCGAUAUCGAGAAGUAUGAGCUUUGUGUAAAGUUAAUAAGGGUUUGCCGCAACGUCUGGGACAUAGCGCCCGAUUAUCCCGAUGGAGACGAGGCAACUCCUGGGGAAAAACAGGUUAAAGAUGACGAAAAAGCUGAUUACAGAAAGGGAAACUGCGUACCGACGGGUCUCUCGACCUAUGGAGAAAAACUGUUUUGGGAAAUGGCCGCCAAAUGGCAGAAAUACAUUGACGACAGGUUCCUAAUCCAAAAUCUUUUCCUGGUGAUUAAGACGACCGAAAAAGGCCGGAAUACCAAGGUGGCAUUUGGGAAAUGGCAAGGUUGGUGCAAUAGAACCGAUAUUUCUGACGAAACGACCGAGCCAACAGAUGAAGAUGGAUCAAACAUAUCGGAUUUUAAUGAGAGAGAGCAUAGCGGAAAACACUGCGAUGAAAAAAGUCCAUUUGGCAAAUGGAUUUUUAGCGAAAUCAAAGCAAGCCUGAGGUUAGGUCAAAAUAUGAAGAGAUUUUCGGAGGUCUUAGCAGAACUUGAGAAGGAUGCCAAGAAUAAAUGCUGUCCCUACGAUUCGGUCAGAGAUCGAUUGGAAAUCAUACACGAUGGCCUUGAUUUUCUACGGGAACUGCAGGGCAUAGAACCCACUGCCAAACCAGAGUACACUGAUAUAAGUUCAGAUCUUUCCAGGCUCAAAAACAGAUUCGCGAACUUAAACAGGGUAAUGUACUUAAGAACCGGUGCCAAUUAUUCAACAGGGAAAUGUUGCCCCAACAUUUUGAGUAAGCUGAACGAUGUAAAAAACAAUUUUGAAGGUAAUAUUAAAGAUUUAGAAUCACAGAAACCAAGCUUUAACUACCAGCCAUUGCUUGAUACGGAGAAAAGCUUAGAAGAAAUUAUUUUCAGUCAACUGAAAGCUAUUCGUCAGCUUGAAAGUUCUCUUGGAGAUCAGCAUAAUAAGGAUAAUUGUUGUAAAGAUGAAAAAGAACAGAUUGACAACAUAGAAACAAUUUUACGAGACCUAAACCUCGAAAAUGCCCUUAAAGAUUUAUCAAAACUAAUAGAUCCCUUAAAAGAAAGACUAGCUAAUAUCAAUAAAACACUUUCAGUAACGGAAAAUCAACUUACCUUGAAAAACAAAAAUCUUCAGAAACUAAGUUCCUUAUACGAAAAAGGAUGCCUUCAAAAGGGCGCAUUUAUUAAGAAUCUACAUUCAAAAGUGGACAACUUGGAACACAAAAUCAAUAAUAUGAGUUCAAUAAAAUCCGUAAAUUGGCCAAAACUUAAAAAAUCUUUGGAGGCAAUAAACGAAAUGGUUAAACAAAAUUCUUCGGUAUUAACUAAUAUCACAAUUGUUAAAACGACAAUUAAAGAGACUCGUUUUGAAGGCAAGGCAGACUUUGAUUUGGAACUCAAGAAUUUAAGUUCAGUAAGAUUUUGUUCAAAUGAUUCUAUAAAAUUAAAAGCGCGUUUGGAAAAAAUUAAUAAGGGUAAAAGUGAUACCAUAGCUUAUUAUGAGAAACAAGAAAACAUGGUCAAAAAGCGUUUUAAGGAAAUGCAAAAUCACCAAAAAGAUCUGGAACCUUAUGACCCAAAACAAAACAAAGGUAUAUCUCAACCAAAUGCUCUACAACUAGAGAUCAACCAACUAGAAAGGGAUAUUGACAAUUUAACAGAAAAUGGCAUAAACAAAUUGGACAGGCAACUGCAAUACACCCAUUUGAAAUUUGAAAUUGAAAAGGAACAAUUCGAUAAAAAAGUUCAAGAACAACUAAAAAAUAUAAAUCUUUUUAGAGAAGAGAUGAAAAGGGAACAAGAUCGGAUUGAUGAUCGCCUUGCCAAAUUAGCUGCAGGUAUUGAAACUCCUGAGGAAUAUGACGAGAAACUAAGUAAACUGGAGGCAAGUGCCCUGGAGUUUCCAAAACAGAUUCUGAGUUAUGAAAAGGAACUUUUGGACCGCAUCGAUGCAAUGGAACAGCAAUUAAAGGACCUGGACAAUGAGAUGGAAAAUACCGAGCACAGGGCAGACAUAUGCGACGCUGAAUGUGACUUUGGUGCUCUGGAUUCCGUGGACAAGCUGAUUGGAAGGGUUCAGACUGUCAGGGAAAAACUAAGUGCACGGUCUACUUUUAAACGAACUCUAAAGGGAAAGGUUGUUAAUAGAUCUAAGGUAAAGAAAACGGGCUGAUCUUAUCUGAAACAUUACGUUGAUAAAUAAAACGAAACCUAAA
This is a messenger RNA of Drosophila suzukii, 2353 nucleotides long. RefSeq names its product putative leucine-rich repeat-containing protein DDB_G0290503. Lineage: Eukaryota; Metazoa; Arthropoda; Insecta; Diptera; Drosophilidae. The record is from RefSeq and is a predicted model, not a curated record.